Metarhizium album ARSEF 1941 is the source of this 3717-nucleotide messenger RNA. Its product is annotated as beta-tubulin cofactor d. Gene Ontology annotation, biological process: microtubule cytoskeleton organization; tubulin complex assembly; post-chaperonin tubulin folding pathway. Gene Ontology annotation, molecular function: beta-tubulin binding; GTPase activator activity. Lineage: Eukaryota; Fungi; Ascomycota; Sordariomycetes; Hypocreales; Clavicipitaceae. The transcript has 3 exons. The coding region runs from base 1 to 3717 and encodes 1238 amino acids. The record is from RefSeq and is a predicted model, not a curated record.
AUGGAUGCCCCGGACUCGGAAUUCGAUGUCAAGCUGCAGAAGAUAUCCGGUGACCUGAUCGCCGACCUUGACCGGGCUCUAACCACCUCCCUCCGCAAACCAGAUGGCCGUGGCGGAACUCGGGUGCGGUCCUUUGUCAGGGCAAGAGAGACGUUCAAGUCAACUACCACGAUUCUCGACAUGUAUCAGGAGCUUCCACAACUCCUCGAUCCUCAUUUACCGAAAUGGAUCCCCCUCUUGGCAAAGUCGUAUCUGGAACAUCUUCAAACACGCCGCGGAGUCGAGAAUGCUCCCAAGCAGCCUCAUCUUCUUGUCCCCGUUGACUACGCAAUCUGUAGGAUAUUGUAUGGUUUCUGCAAAGUCCGCGGAGAAAAGGUCAUCAUUCGCUUUUUGAAUGUGGAAACUAGGUAUCUGGAGGUUCUUCUUUCCGCCAUCGAAGAAGCAGAGGAUAAGCCAUCCGCUACUGGGGGAUCACACGCCCAUGGAUGGGAGUGGGAGCAACGCUAUGUUGUGCUUCUUUGGCUCUCGCACCUCCUGUUGGCGCCGUUUGAUUUGUCCACCAUUUCGACGCUGGAUAUUGAGGAGUCUGCCGCCACGCCUUUCCCGGGCUUUGAGUGGCCCGAGAAUUUGCCUGGGAUUACAAUUAGAGUGAUUUCUCUUGCAAUCAAGUAUCUCUCGUGUCCAGGCAAGGAAAAGGACGCGGCAAACGCAUUGUUAGUAAGGGUGGCUAUGCGUCGAGACAUGCAACAGCUUGGUGUGUUGGAUGCUCUGGUCCGCUGGGCGCUGGCUUCGCUUCGACCACGAAAAGACAGUCCCCCCGAAUCAGCGUAUUUCUAUCUGGGCAUAUUGUCAUUCUUGGCGGGAGUGUUACGAGCAUCAUUACAGACUUCGGACAUGGACACGUAUCUGCCUGCCAUUUUUCAGGGUGUUUAUGAUGUCACCCUCGCGAACACUGAGGUGUCGAAAUCGAUCAUCAAACUAGCAGUGGUUAGAAAAAUGAUCCUCAAAGUCAUUCGAUCAGUCAUUGUGUCUUUGCUGCGGCAGAACCGGCAGACCAUGGUCAACGCUGAGAUGACCGAGGCAGCCAUUGGCUACCUGUUGGACAGUGUUUCUGACAAAGAUACCCCGGUGCGGUUGUCAGCCAGCAAAGCAUUGAGCCUCAUUACCCUUAAAUUAGAUCCCCGGAUGGCUUCGCAGGUAAUUGAAGCCGUGCUUGAUGCGCUCAACAGGAAUAUUCUCUGGACAAAACCAGCUGGCGAUUAUCCAGGAGGACCUACCAGGAAUUUGUCGGCUGUCAAUCCGUUGGAAUGGCAUGGCUUGAUGCUCACGCUCUCUCACUUGCUUUAUCGCCGAUCUCCUCCGGCGACGCAACUCUCAGACAUUAUUCAUGCUCUACUUCUAGGCUUGUCGUUUGAACAGCGAAGCACAUCCGGCGGUAGUGUGGGCGCCAAUGUUCGUGAUGCCGCCUGCUUCGGCAUAUGGGCGCUCGCUCGUCGAUACGCCACGGAGGAGCUGUUGAAUGUUCCCACCACAUCUGUCUUUGCGGCAAAGGCCCAUGCAAAUUCCAGCUCUAUCUUGCAAGUUUUGGGUACGGAGCUGGUUGUAACUGCCUCGCUAGAUUCUGCGGGAAAUAUCAGACGUGGUGCUUCUGCGGCUUUGCAAGAGCUCAUCGGACGCCAUCCAGACACAGUUGAGAGGGGAAUCGAAGUUGUGCAGACCGUCGACUAUCACGCUGUAGCGAGAAGAUCACGGGCUGUUGGGGAGGUGGCCACAAAGGUGACGAAGUUGUCCCGUCAGUAUGGUGAAGCGCUUGUCGAAGCCAUUCUAGGAUGGCGAGGCAUUGGGGAUGUUGAUGCUCAAUCCCGACGGGUUGCCGCGGCGGCCUUCGGCGACUUGACCUCAGAGCUCGCCCAACUGGACGCCACGCCGUCACCAUCUCGGUUCCUCCAAACGAUAAAGCUGGUCACGGCGCAUAUUCAAGCCUUGGUCAAGCGUCAAGUUGAAGAGCGGCACGGCCUGUUGCUGUGCUAUGCUUCUGUUCUGGACAAAAUUUCGCAAACUCUCCCGUUCAAUCCGAGGCAAGGAGAGCCUCAGGCUGAUCCAGCACUAGUUCAAACCGUUCUCAGUUCUGUGCAUGACAUCCUGGAAGAUUGCCGAACCACCGAGUAUAGAAGGCCGGAGUUGAUUGCUGAAGGAGCCAGCUGCCUAGUCGUGUCUGCUCUCCCUGUUAUCGAAGCAGCUGUUCUUGGGAAACAGUCAGAUGCGGCACUUGUAUCGGGUCACGGCCUUUUAUCUUCGUCCCGUUCAUCGGACUACAUAACUUCAACAUCAACAUUGUUGAGAAAUACCCCACGUCACAAGCAGGUCGAAAUACUACUCCACACUCUGAUGUCUGUUACCCCGACAUGGCUAGCCAGACAUGAGCCAGAGACCGUUGAACCAGCCUCUGAGGCCGCACUGGUCCUUCUGCUCUUCGCAGCAACCAAAGACCAGGAGAGGAUAGUCCGAGAAUGGGCAACAACUGUCGCAACUAAGCCUACAGCUAGAACCGCUACCACCGGCCAAGGCUACUUCCACGCAUUGGCCAUGGCCCAACCCCUCGCCAAACAGCUCAAUCCUUCAUACCCGGACAUGGCCUGUCAAGCAUUUCUAGACCGUUGGGCAAAGGACGACGACAUUGACGUGAGAGUGACUCUGCUGCAAAGUCUAAUCCGCAGCCAUCUGUUGCAAGCAGAGGCAAGCGUGUUUCUAACGUUGCUCGUUGAGGGACUAAACGACUACACAAAAAGUGCUCGCGGCGACGUGGGCUCACACACUAGGGUACAAGCUCUGAGGGCCGUCGGGAAGCUAUGGCGCCGCGAAAGCGACGCGGACACCAGGUUGGACGUCAUGAAGAACUCUUUCGGGGAGUUGUUCCCGUGUAUCUUGCGUCUGGCAGCCGAGAAACUUGACCGUGUUCGUCAGGAGGCACAAGUCGUAGUGACCCUGGUAAUGAAGGAGAGCGAUCCCGGGUCCUUUUGCUCUCUCACGUUCUCCUCAAAGACCUAUUUCGAGACUCUCCUGAAGCUCGUUCUGUCGGACUCCCUGUCGCCAGCCCUCGAACCUUCCGAAAUAGACAGGUCAGGAUGGAUGUCGGAACUCAUGUCCGGGCUGGUCACGUCCGCCGACACUGGGAGCGACGACGUGGUCAUUGCAAGCCGUGCAGCUAUCACAGAUUUCUGUGAAACAUCUCAAUGGCAUCUCGACAUGGUCUGCAACGCUCUGGCGCUAAAGCUGCAUGCUCACUACGCAGAUGAUCGCACUGCUGUGCCUACGCUGGAAAUCAUCGCAUUCCUGUUUCGCGUCGGUUUGUUCCAACGCAGCAAGGGGAUCAACCUGCGCCAUUUGUGCCUCCAUACGCAGAAGGCAGGCUAUAAGACGGGGAGCAUCCGCAAGCUCAUAGCUUGCGUUAAAGUCUACGGCGGGGUGGCGAGCGUGUGUACAGGGGACGGUGAUGACGAACGAGAGGUGACACAGGCUGGGGUGAGUGAAGCCAGGAAGAGAUUAGGGUCUUUGAUGGCUCACCCCUGGCCGCGGGUCAGGAGUGUCGUUGUAGAUGAGAUUUGGGGGUUGUCUGGCUUUGCUGAAGAUGGUGGCGCCAGGUUGACAGGUGUUGAUUGGUCUGCGGCUGGAAAGGAGCACAUCAAGGCCACGGCGAAGGCGUUGGGGAUGGAAUGA